UCGAAUAGUCAGCAUUUCAUAUAUAUAUUAAAAUCAUUUACCGCAGCCAUAGCUUUACUGACAGAAAAUUUAUAAAAAAAUAUUUACAUUUGACAAAUUUUUGACAUUGAGAUUUGAGGGACUUCAUGUUAUGUAAAUAAAUACCAGUUGAGUUUUAUGAUUUAUUUUUUGCGAUAAACAAUAACUUAUCUAUAAAAUUGUGAUCUUAUCAUAAAUAUAGUGAUAGUUAUGUGGUAUGUUAAAAUUGAUAAAAUGGGGAUCAACGCUUUAUUUACCGCAGGCAAUCUGCUAGAUGAGUGAUGUAUCUCAACGAACGAAGGAACGGGUACCGCCGAGGCGACAGAGGUCCAUUUGUCAGGUGCACUACAACCUCCGCCCCCGCACUGACGAGAUGACGGCCAAGCCGCUCCUCCCGCCCACAGCGUCUGUCGAAGUACAAAAGUACAGCCAGCAAGUCGCGGGGCACAAGGGCUCCGACACCGAUACUAAGUACUUGGGUUUACUCCAAUGCAGUGACGGAACAGUUCUCAAACCGAUACUCAAAGAGUGUCAGCGUCGCGAGAUAGACUUCUACAAGACCGUGUUCUCUUCUUGCGACGAGGAUCUGGUGGAACUGCGGAAGUACGUGCCAAAGUUCUUCGGAAGCAAGAAGUUCACGUACAAUGGAUUCGAGCAGGAGUAUAUUAUCAUGGAGGACCUCACUGUUGGCAUGCUGGAGCCGUGCAUCAUGGAUGUUAAGAUCGGAAAACGCACUUGGGAUCCAUUCGCAUCCGAAGAGAAGAUCGCUCGCGAGCGCAGCAAGUACGCGGCGUGUAAGGAGCAGUGGGGCUUCUGCAUCCCCGGCUACUGCGUGCGCCGCCUCGACAGCGGCCGCCUGCUGCGCUACGGCAAGGACGCCGGCAAGCGGCUGCGCGGACACAUGGUCACCGCCGCUGUAAAGAACUACCUGAACGGUCUGGGCACGCGUCUGUGCCGCGCGCUGAUCCUGCAGUUCCUGUCGGCGCUGUGGGCGCUGCAGAAGUGGGCGGCGCGGGCGCGCGCCGUGCGCCUGUACUCCGCCUCGCUGCUGCUCGCCUACGACGCCGCCAAGCUCCGGGACUGCUGCGGCGACGUCUCCGCCUCAUCGAGAAUAAAAUGCCGUCCAUCAGAACCCAUAGGGCGGCGCAAAUCCAUCCACUCGAUCAGCCCCGUAGCGGGCUCCAACUUCAGCGGCCAGAUCUCGUCCAAAGGCCCCGUGUACAAGAAGCUCAGCUCCGUACCCCUCAGCCCCAUGACGGCCACCAGAACCUCCUUCUCGCCCCCACCACCCAUCUCCUCCCCGUGGACGGAAGCCCUGGACAAACUCAACCACAACCACUCCUUCGAGAAUAACUACGAAGAUAAAUUGUGCAAGAUCAAGAUGAAUUACCGAGCUCAGUUGGACCAAUUGUCCCAAGAUGCUCCAGCCCCUAAUCCGUGGGGGACGGUCAAGGUGAUCGACUUCGCUCAUGCGUUCUUCAAUGAAGAUGAGAAGACGGUGGAUUAUAAUUUCAAAGAGGGUUUGGAUAACUUUGUGAGUAUAUUCGAGAAUCUAUUGCGGGAGACAGACGAUCAGGUGUUUUGAAUCUUAUGUUUGGAUCAAUUCGCUUGAAACUGGAAAGUAUUAUGUAUUGGUAGUUUGAAUUUUUGAUAGAAUUGUAUUUGUGAAAAUUAAAACCAAUUUCUCCAAUCACUUCCUUAAAACGUGUACCGUAUGAGACCCUACAAUGGUAAUAUUGCAUUAUGUGUAUGUUUAUAAAAAUUCUGUAUAUAAAAUGCAUUCUUUUUUAAGGUCAUAUAAAAUUAAUUAGUAGCUGUAUGCAUUUUGAGGAAAAAAUAUAUUAUCUGUUUAAAACUACAUGCAUAUCUUACGAAAGUUAAGUAUCGAAAAAUGAAAUAUGUCUAAUAUUGUAAAUGUUAAAUAAUAUAAUAUAAUUUUUAAGGUAUAAUAUAGUAAGAUACCAUCAAAUUAUCCGUCAGUAUACCAAUUUACUUAAUAUUAUGUACGUCUAGGAAUUUCAUUGUUAAUAAUAAUUAAUUACUUAGUGUGUAAGCAAAACUUUAUAUUAGACAAAUUAAUUUUAUGGUAUUACGAAAGUUUAAAUGUGUAAAAUUAUUACAUUUUUGUAGUUGUUUUGUAGAUUCUAGCAUAGUUUAUUUUUAUAAUAAAUGUACUUAUGUGUAUAUGGUUAAAUGAAAUACAGAUAUCGCUUUCGCA
This is a messenger RNA of Zerene cesonia (dogface butterfly), 2236 nucleotides long. RefSeq names its product inositol polyphosphate multikinase (gene Ipk2). Gene Ontology annotation, biological process: inositol phosphate biosynthetic process. NCBI's taxonomy places the organism in Eukaryota, Metazoa, Arthropoda, Insecta, Lepidoptera, Pieridae. The transcript has 7 exons. The record is from RefSeq and is a predicted model, not a curated record. The coding region runs from base 293 to 1603 and encodes 436 amino acids. Gene Ontology annotation, molecular function: inositol-1,4,5-trisphosphate 3-kinase activity; inositol tetrakisphosphate kinase activity. Gene Ontology annotation, cellular component: cytoplasm; nucleus.